AUGAGUGAGAAUACUAAAAGAGCCCAGAAGGACCUUGUGAAGGCCUUGACCAUCCAGCUAAUCUUACCACUCGUGAUGAUGAGCCAAGCGAGCGGGUAUUUCUGGCGUCAGUUCCGAUUGCCCCUUGCCGACUACUUUCCCUAUUUUGAAGAAUGGUCUUUUUUGAAUAUUGCGAUUGUGAGCCUCUUCAACCCGUUGGUAACGAUCUACUACGUGAAGCCCUAUCGCAAGAAGGUGGUAGAAAUGUUCCGACUGGACCGAGCUUCCCGAAAAACCGCCCAAGCUACUUAUGAACAAACCCAGACCCAAUCCGAAAACCAGGACACUCUACCAUCGAAUCUUGAAAACUUUAUU
Mesorhabditis spiculigera is the source of this 354-nucleotide messenger RNA. The record is from the annotation of a GenBank genome assembly. Lineage: Eukaryota; Metazoa; Nematoda; Chromadorea; Rhabditida; Rhabditidae.